Molecule: messenger RNA, 2310 nt
Organism: Clonostachys solani
Lineage: Eukaryota; Fungi; Ascomycota; Sordariomycetes; Hypocreales; Bionectriaceae
Source: the annotation of a GenBank genome assembly
AUGGCUGCCAGUAUGGGGGGACCCAACUUCGGGGGAGGACACCCUGCGGGAAUGGGACAUCCAGCAGUUGCUGGCCAUUCUAUGGCCCCCGGUAUGCCUCACAGUGCCGCACAGCAGGCUCCCGGCGGGAUGCCUCAUCAGUUCGCCGCACAGCACUUGGGAGUAGCGACGCCCGGCGGCCAGGUAAACCCAGCCUUGAUGGGCGCGAUGCCACCCGGUGCCAACCCCCACGGCCAUCCUCUCCAACACAUGAGCCCGCAGCAACAGCAGAUGCUCCAGCAGCAACAGUUUCAGCAACAAUUUCAAAAUAAUUCCACCACCAUGGCCGCCAUGCGGCAACAUCAACAACUCCUACAACAACAGCAGGCGCGGCAAAUGAUGGCUCAGCAGAUGCAGCACAUGGGACCUGGGGCGGGCGGCAUGCCGAUGGGCAUGCAGUUUAAUCAACAGCUGCACCAGCUUAGAGCGCAGGGUAGACUUCCGGCCCUCAUGGCCCAACAGUACGCCAUGCACCAACAGCAGCAGCAGCAGGCGCAGGCACAGGCACAAGCGCAGGCACAAGCGCAGGCUCAACAGCAGCAGCAGGCGGCACAGGCCCAGCAAGCCCAGCAACAACAGGCUCAGCAGGCCCAACAAGCCCAUGCCCAGCAGGCUCAGGCCCAACAGCAGCAGUCACAGCAUGCCCAGCAGCAAGGCCCUCAGCCCCAGCCGGGCCAACCAGGAGGCCAACCCAACCAGAUGACUGCGCAGAACAUGCAGAGCAUGCAGCAGAACCAACUUGGUGGUGGCCAAAACCAAAUGCCCGGACAGGGGCAGGGCCAACCGGGCCAGCAAGGCCAGCAGGCGCAACCACAGCAAGCCCAGGCACAGGCGCAACCUCAGCCGCAGCCUCAGCAGCAAGGCCAGCAGCACCACACACCGCAGCCUUCCCAGGCAGGUACCCCUGCCCCAACAGGAGCGCAAACCCCCGCGCAGACCCCUGGAUCUACCCCAGCCCAACCGCCAAACCAACCCCCACAGGCACAGCAACCUCAGCAGCAUCAACCCCAAGCUCAGCCUCAAGCUCAGCAACAGAUGGGCCAGCCGCAGAUGAACCCCGUCGCAGCAGCACAGCAGAUGGCUCUGCAGAACCAGAUGUUCCAGCAGCGGAGAGAAGCCAUGAGGGCACAGUGCAUGUCGAAGCUCAUGCAGUUCAGCGAGUGCCUGGGUGGCAUCCCUCCCCAGCGAACAAAGGACGACCUGUCGUACUGGAACGCAUUCGUUGCCCGAUUCUUCUCGCAGAAUGGAGUGUUUAGACACUCGCUCCACAUCACCGAUUCUGACGAGACCACCGACAAGCAGUACGAGAUCGCUUUCCCUGCGAUCGCCCGCUACUUCCAUACAAACUUCAACAGUGGAGUCAAGAACAUGCAGUUGAUUAUGGAUAAGGGUACUCAAGAUCGUGCUUUACCGGGCGACUGCUACUGCAUCGAGAGUCCCAGGGCGAGCCUCGUCUAUUGGUUUGAGACAGGGUCCCAUCUCGUCGCCAGCGGCACCCUUCGCGCGCAAUUCGACGCGGAGCAGAGAAUUGACCUGUUCGAGUUCGUAACGACUGGUCAUGAAGAGUAUAUCUCCCGGAAGCAGGUCAUCGAUGCUGCCAAGCCUGUUCAUAACUGGAUGAAGGAGUGGAGGACAGUGAAUGCUGAGGCGAAGGGAUCCCCCGAGCUUAGCAAGAAGGGUAAGGGCCGUCCGCUGAGGUCACCGCAGUCACAUCCUCCUGAGUUAUUGCCGGACCUACCGGAGUCUGCGGUCAACAGCAAGGGAGUCACCGAUGCCGUCCAUCAGUUUCUUGAGAUUGUUGAGGUCAUGGGACAGAUGAACCCCCUGUUUGGCUUCUGUCAAGCAACCAAUGGCAUGGGACCAUAUGCAGCACUCGAGCAAUACGUAGCACAGAACAUCAACAUUCCAGGCAUGAACGGCCAGCCUGUUCCUGUUAACGCCAGAACUCCGAGCUUUGGACAGUUCCAGAUGGGCGCCAGUCCUAACCCAGCCCACAUGAACCUGCCAGGCUCCCCUCACAUCGUUGCCGGCAGCCCGGCCCCGGGCCAUAUGCAGUCUCCGGCCAUGCAGCUCCAAGCCAGCCAGCAGGGAACCAGCUCCAGCGGCCCGAGUGCAAACACCUCACCGCAAUCAAACAAGCGACGACGACCAUCUGGCGUUAAGGCCGAAGAUGAUGGAUCCAGCGCCCCUACCCCCGGAGCCCAGGUUAAUGGCAUCCAACGGAAACCCGCGACGCCUCGCAUGACUAAGAGAGUUAAGGGCAAUCCUUAG